GAUGCCCAGCCAUAUCCAGCUGCGUUACCUGCAAGAGCUGCCACCAGGCUGGUUGAGCACACCACCACUGAUGAGGAUGGAGCUACUUGCACGAGAAGACCGCAGCCCUGAGGCUGGAACCGUGGCCCCAGCAGCCAGCACAGGAUCUGGGACCUUGGAGACCCCCAGGAGCCAACCACCCAUGCCGCCCCUGGAGCAGGGUCACAGGGAGAGGCUGGUGGAGCUUCACGCCUCUUUCGGGGAGUUGCUCACCUUCUUCUGCACCAACACCACCAUCCAUGGCACCAUCCGCUUGGUCUGCUCCAGCCCAAACCGGCUUAAGAAGGUGUCCUGGGGACUGCUGCUCCUGGGAACUCUGGGGGUGCUCUACUGGCAGCUCGGGCUCCUGCUGGAGCAGUACUGGCGCUACCCCGUCAUCAUGGCAGUGUCUGUUCACUCAGAGAGCAAGCGUUUCCCGUCUGUUACUCUGUGUGACAUGAACCCACAACGGCCCAGCUCCCUCCGCUACCAUCUAGAGGUACUCGACGCGUUUGCCCAGGAGAGCAUCUAUUCGCUCUACAAGUUCAACUUCAAGGAGGGCAGGGACACCCCACUCACAGAUGUCCCUGGCCCUGAGCCCCCAUUCAAGCUGGACCGAGGAGUCCGUCUGCAGUGGCUGAGGCACCUGGGCAACCAGCACAAAGUGGGCUUCAGACUGUGUAACAGCACGGGCAGCGACUGCUUCUACCGAACCUACUCGUCAGGUGUGACAGCUGCCCGAGAGUGGUACCACUUCCACUACAUGGACAUCCUGGGCCUGGUGCCCACUGCUGGGGAGAACAGCCAAGCAAACCACUUCGUCUUGUCGUGUCGCUACGGCAGUAAGGACUGCCAGGCUCAGCACUUCCGGACGUUCCACCACCCCACCUAUGGCAGCUGCUACACCUUCGAGGGUGUCUGUGCCGCGCAGCACCCGGGUAUCACCCACAAGAUCAGCCUGGUCCUCAGGACAGAGCCUCAAGUGGAGCUCCCUCUGCUGUCUACGGAGGCCGACAUCAAGGUCAUGAUUCACGGACACAACCACACGCCCUUCCUGGAGCACAGAGGGUUCAGCCUUCGGCCUGGGACUGAGACCACCAUCGGCAUCCGAGAGGACGAGGUGCGCCGGCUUGGGAGCCCCUAUGGCCGCUGCACUGACGGGGCGGAGGGCGUGGAUGUGCGUCUGCUCUACAACUCUUCCUACACCAGGCAGGCCUGCCUGGUGUCCUGCUUUCAGCAGCUGAUGGUGGAGAAAUGCUCCUGCGGCUACUUCCUGCACCCCCUGCCGGCGGGAGCCCAGUACUGCAGCCGCGCGCGGCACCCGGCCUGGGGUCACUGCUUCUACCGUCUGCACCAGGCCCUGGAAUCCCACCGGCUGUCCUGCGACUCUCGCUGCCCCAGGCCCUGCAGGGAGACUUCAUACAAGCUCUCUGCCAGGACCUCCCGGUGGCCUUCGGCUAAGUCAGCUGACUGGAUCCUUGGUGUGCUGGGGGAGCAGACCCCGAGCCCAAGCCCAAGCCCAAGCCCGAGCCCGAGCCUGAGCCCAUGGCGGUCCCAAACACCCCGGAGCCGCGUGGCCAAGGUGAACAUCUUCUACCAGGAGCUCAACUAUCGCAUGGUGGAUGAAGCACCCGUGUACUCGGUGCCGCAGCUGCUGUCCGCCAUGGGGAGCCUCUGGAGCCUGUGGUUCGGCUCCUCUGUCCUCUCUGUCGUAGAGCUGCUGGAGCUACUGCUGGAUGCCACAGCCCUCACCCUGCUGCUGGGCUUCCGCUGGCUCUGUGGAGCACAGGUGUCCCAGCCUGGAGCCAGUACUACGUCAGGGCCAGCCUGCACCUCACCCAGGGCCAGGGGCUGUCAGCCUAAAGUCACAGACCCUGGGCGCCCAGUGGGGGCUCUGGAGAUGGUCUUGGUGGAAGAGUUAGGCUGAGCGCCAGUGCCGACUCUACACCCUAACCAGCCUUGCCAGAACAUCUGGUCCGUGGGCCUGACCCUGAGAGCUAUGGCAACAGGGGGCUCCCCUGGCUGCCCAAGAUGAGCCAGACCAGCUGCCACAGAGUCUUCCGUGGCUACCCAACAGCCAAGGAAGCGGCAUGACCCAGCCAGAGGGCCAGUCAACAUCAGGCACACCCAACACAUCAGGGCAUCUCUUUGCCCAUCUUCCUGCCUGGAGGUGGCCUCUUCAGGCUCCAGGAAGUUCAGGACAGGGAGGAGGGGUGUUCCCACCUCUCCAUACACCUGUGUUCCAGAUACGAACCUACAGCCUUUGUGAGCAUGGACAGAAGGGCCUCUGCCUGCUGGUAUGUCUGAUUGGUGUCUCAUCUCUGUUUCCAACAGUUGGCUCUGUCUACACCUGUGUGUAGGUGUGAGUGUCUGGCAGAGCCUGCCUUAACCUCAGGGCAGCCUCUGGAUAGGCAGGAGGGAGUGUGUGCUGAUACCAACUCAUCCAGUGCCUCUACACUCCUCUGUAAUAAAACUGGAAAUUCCACCUGGUGACAAGCGUC
Messenger RNA from Chinchilla lanigera (long-tailed chinchilla), 2519 nucleotides. RefSeq names its product sodium channel, non voltage gated 1 delta subunit (gene Scnn1d). NCBI's taxonomy places the organism in Eukaryota, Metazoa, Chordata, Mammalia, Rodentia, Chinchillidae. The transcript has 12 exons. Gene Ontology annotation, cellular component: membrane. Gene Ontology annotation, molecular function: ligand-gated sodium channel activity. Bases 2 to 1945 code for a protein of 647 amino acids. The record is from RefSeq and is a predicted model, not a curated record. Gene Ontology annotation, biological process: sodium ion transmembrane transport.